This is a messenger RNA of Calypte anna (Anna's hummingbird), 1400 nucleotides long. It is a transcript of the gene PDCL, whose product is annotated as phosducin like. Lineage: Eukaryota; Metazoa; Chordata; Aves; Apodiformes; Trochilidae. The transcript has 5 exons. Bases 304 to 1206 code for a protein of 300 amino acids. The record is from RefSeq and is a predicted model, not a curated record. Gene Ontology annotation, biological process: regulation of G protein-coupled receptor signaling pathway.
ACCCGGAUCGAUGGAAUCUCAGAAGGGUUUGGGCGGGAAGGAAUCUUUAAGAUUAUCAGGAUCCACCCGCCCUGCGUGGGCAGGGACACCUCCCACCCGCCCAGCUUGCACCAGGCCCAUCCCACCCGGUGCUGCAGCUGAGAGACUUUGCCCUUUUCUGCUGGAACUGAACCAUUUUGCUUCCCGGUACCCCCGGAUGUCCCCUGCAGGAAUCCGGGCCGCCUCUUCCCGCAGCUCUGCGGAGCUCGGAGGGAUUUUGAUAGAAGUUUAUCCCUGAAAGACAGGAAACAAAUCAAGAACAAAAUGACUACUUUGGAUGACAAAGUGCUUGGUGAGAAGCUCCAGUAUUACUACAGCAGUAGUGAGGGUGAGGAUGAAGACAGUGACAAAGAAGAUAAGGACGAGGAGAGCACCAUUCCUGAAAGCGUUGGGGAAGUAGAGCUGAGCAGCGAUGGCAGUGCAGUCAACACAGGACCCAAGGGAGUCAUUAAUGACUGGCGAAGAUACAAACAACUGGAAACUGAACAACGGCAGGAGCAGCGCCGAGAAAUGGAACGACUCAUUAAAAAGUUAUCCAUGACAUGUAGAUCUCACUUGGAUGAAGAGGCUGAUAAGCAGAAGCAGAAGGAGCUUCAGGAAAAAAUCAAUGGAAAGAUGACAUUACAAGAAUACAACAUGAUUCACAACGAUGAAGAUGAUGAGGAGUUCUUGCAGCAAUACAGGAAGCAGCGAAUGGAGGAGAUGAGGCAGCAGUUGUACAGUGGGCAGCAAUUUAAACAGGUUUUUGAGAUUACCAGUGGCGAAGCUUUUUUGGACACAGUUGAUAAAGAGCAUAAGAGCACACUGAUCAUGAUCCAUAUUUAUGAAGAUGAUAUCCCUGGCACUGAGUCCCUGAAUGGCUGCAUGCUCUGCCUGGCUGCUGAGUACCCAACAGUUAAAUUUUGCAGAGUGAAGAGUUCACUCAUUGGUGCCAGUGCUCGCUUUACUAACAAUGCUCUGCCAGCUUUGCUGAUCUAUAAGGCAGGUGAGCUCAUUGGCAAUUUUGUGCGAAUCACUGACCAGCUUGGAGAAGAUUUUUUUGCUGUUGAGCUGGAGGCUUUUCUGCAGGAAUGUGGCUUGCUUCCAGAAAAAGACCUAGUUCUCCUGACUUCUAUACAUAAUCCAUCUGCAUGUUACAGUGAAGACAGUGAUCUGGAAAUAGACUGAAUUGCUCACAGCAGGGAUCAGUAGGUGUAGUUGUACAGUGGCCUGUUCUUGUGCUAGGGAUUGUUCCUUUUCUUCCUUAGACUGGGUAUGUAUUCUCCCCCUUCAUGCACUUUGACUUUUGCUUGUUAAAAAGUAACUUAAGGAAUGCCUACCAUUUUUCUUAAAUUAAUUCAAUAAAGUACAUGCUAAAACAG